Messenger RNA from Aegilops tauschii subsp. strangulata, 1171 nucleotides. RefSeq lists its product as uncharacterized. Gene Ontology annotation, molecular function: minor groove of adenine-thymine-rich DNA binding. The record is from RefSeq and is a predicted model, not a curated record. NCBI's taxonomy places the organism in Eukaryota, Viridiplantae, Streptophyta, Magnoliopsida, Poales, Poaceae.
CCCACCCCCCCAUUCCCCAGGGCCAGAUGGGGGCCUCCGUCUCCGCCGCCGCCGCGCACGACGACCUCGGCAGGAAGAAGCGCGGCCGGCCCCGCAAGUACAAGCCCGACGCCUCCGGCUCCGGCCCCGCCCCCUCCCCCUGCACCGCCAUCGUCCCCGUCACGCCCGGCUCCGGCGGCGGGCCCUCCUCCGAGAAGCGCCGCGGCCGGCCCCCCGGCUCCGGCAAGAUGCAGCAGCUCGCCUCCCUCGGGAAAUCGUUCCUCGGCACCGUCGGCACCGGGUUCACGCCCCAUGUCAUCAUCAUCCCAUCAGGAGAGGAUGUCGCAGCCAGGAUAAUGUCCUUCUCGCAACAGGGCCCAAGGGCGGUCUGCAUCAUGUCAGCAUCAGGGGCUGUCUCCACAGCAACCCUUCAUCAGGAUGCAGGUUCCGGCAGUGUAGUUAAAUAUGAGGGUCGAUUCGAAAUCCUGUGCCUCUCUGGAUCAUACCUAGUUAUAGAUGACGGUGUUACGCGCACACGAAACGGAGGGCUAUGCAUAGCGCUGUGUGGCGCUGAUCACAGGGUUAUUGGAGGAAGCGUUGGUGGAGUCCUGACAGCAGCCGGGACAGUUCAGGUGAUCGUGGGGAGCUUCAUGUACGCGGGGUCGAAGAAGAGCAGGAAGGGCAAGGCCGGGCAGGAGCCUGCUGCAGCAGAGGAAGAACAGACCGGCGAUGCCAACGGGGGCAGGGGCGGAGACGGAGUCGGAGUUGGAGGCGAGGCGGAGGAAGAGGGCCCUUCGCCGCUGAUGCCGAUGCCCCGCGGAGAGGAGAAGCUGCCGUCGGACGCGAUGAUGAGCGGAUGGACGGGCAUGAUGCGGCAGAUGGAGUCGCGGUCCUGCGGCAUCGACAUCAACUCGAUCCGGGAGUGAACGAUGUAGACUGUUUAGUUUGGUACGGCGGAAGUUGAGCCUAGGCUAGCUAGCGGAUGAUGGAUGAUUCUAGGGUUUGGUUUGGUUGGUUGCGUGUCUCUCCUGGGUGAGUUUAAAAAGAAGUCUAGUUAGUAUAAUUAAUGUCGUCGAGUAUGAUCAAUUUAACCGAAGAUGUUGGCGCCGGUCGGGCGGAUCUAUGAUAGAAAUAGUGGAUUCGGUUGUUGGUUGAUGGUCUGGUAUGGUAUGGAAUGAUGUAGUUAUAGGCA